Messenger RNA from Catharus ustulatus (Swainson's thrush), 1019 nucleotides. RefSeq names its product CWC15 spliceosome associated protein homolog (gene CWC15). The transcript is spliced from 7 exons. Gene Ontology annotation, molecular function: RNA binding. Bases 113 to 805 code for a protein of 230 amino acids. Gene Ontology annotation, biological process: mRNA cis splicing, via spliceosome. Lineage: Eukaryota; Metazoa; Chordata; Aves; Passeriformes; Turdidae. The record is from RefSeq and is a predicted model, not a curated record. Gene Ontology annotation, cellular component: catalytic step 2 spliceosome.
GUCAGCGCUCCGUGUCUAUGGCCCGCCGCGGUGCAUUGUGGGCGCCAGGCGGAACUAUGGUGGCGGUGUAGGGCCCGGCUGCGCAGGGUGCAGGAGGCCGCGCUGAGUGAAGAUGACAACAGCAGCAAGGCCAACGUUUGAACCUGCAAGAGGAGGAAGAGGAAAAGGUGAAGGAGACUUAAGUCAACUAUCCAAACAAUAUUCUAGCAGAGAUCUUCCUUCUCAUACUAAAAUCAAAUACAGACAGACCACUCAGGAUGCUCCCGAAGAAGUGCGUAACCGUGAUUUCAGAAGGGAGCUGGAGGAGAGAGAACGAGUUGCUGCAAGAGAGAAGAACAGGGACAGACCAACCAGAGAGCAUACAACAUCAUCUUCUGUGUCUAAGAAGCCUCGGCUAGACCAGAUUCCUGCAGCAAAUCUUGAUGCAGAUGAUCCUCUUACUGACGAAGAUGAUGAAGAUGAGGACUUGGAAGACAGUGAUGAUGAUGACACUGCAGCUCUUCUGGCUGAACUGGAAAAAAUCAAGAAAGAACGAGCUGAAGAACAAGCUCGAAAGGAACAAGAGCAAAAGGCUGAAGAAGAAAGAAUUCGAAUGGAGAACAUCCUGAGUGGUAACCCACUGCUGAAUCUUACUGGGCCAGCACAGCCUCAGGCAAAUUUCAAAGUUAAAAGGAGGUGGGAUGAUGAUGUUGUCUUCAAGAACUGUGCCAAGGGGAUAGACGAAACGAAAAAGGACAAAAGAUUCGUCAAUGAUACUCUGCGAUCAGAGUUUCACAAAAAGUUCAUGGAAAAAUAUAUCAAGUAGUGCAGUUUUAUGUGCAGUAGCGCGGAAGGACUUGGUAGGUCACAGCCGUUCCCUUCCCUCGGAAUUUAAGGCUGAAUGUUUGGUCAUGGAGUCUCAAAUGCUUUUCCAAGAUCAGCAGCAGCUUCAUAAUGAAUAAGUGCUAUGUACCUGGAGUUUUUAUUCCUGCAUAUUGUUUUCCUUUACAGUUUUAAUUAAACCAGUUUGUGUCUCAUCA